UCCUCCCUGCUCCUGGCAUGUCUAUGUACUGAGCUCCCAGCUCUGCAGUCCGGUCUGCGGUAUGUCCGUGUCCGCAGUCUCUGGUCAUCCCCUGUACCGUGUCAUCCCCGCAGUCUCUCUGGUCAUCCCCUGUACCGUGUCCGCAGUCUCUGGUCAUCCCCUGUACCGUGUCCGCAGUCUCUGGUCAUCCCCCUGUCAUCCCGUGUCCGCAGUCUCCCCUUGGUCAUCCCCUGUACCGUGUCCGCAGUCUCUUGGUCAUCCCCUGUACCGUGUCCGCAGUCUCUUGGUCAUCCCCUGUACCGUGUCCGCAGUCUCUGGUCAUGGUCAUCCCCUGUACCGUGUCCGCAGUCUCUGGUCAUCCCCUGUACCGUGUCCGCAGUCUCUGGUCAUCUCUCUGUACUCUGUCCGCAGU
Messenger RNA from Staurois parvus, 412 nucleotides. The record is from the annotation of a GenBank genome assembly. Lineage: Eukaryota; Metazoa; Chordata; Amphibia; Anura; Ranidae.